AUGGCUGCUAAGAAGGUUCUUUUGGCUUUGACAUCCUACAAUGGUGAUUUUUAUGAGGAUGGUGCUAAGACUGGUGUCUUUGUAGUUGAAGCUAUGCAUCCAUUUAAUCUCUUCACAGAGAAGGGCUUUGAAGUUGACUUCGUUUCUGAAACUGGUAAAUAUGGUUGGGAUGAACAUUCACUGAUCCCUGAUUUUUUAAGUGGUAAGGAUAAAGAAGAUUUUGACAAUGAAAACUCAUCUUUUCACAAGGCUUUAAAGAAUGUCAAGGCUGCCAAGGAUGUUAAAGCAUCUGAUUAUGACAUCUUUUUUGCUUCUGCAGGUCACGGUACUUUGUUUGAUUACCCAAAAGCUAAAGAACUACAAGGACUAGCAGAAGAUAUUUACGCCAAUGGCGGUGUUGUUGCUGCUGUUUGCCAUGGCCCAGCUAUUUUUGAUGGCUUAAAGGACAAGAAAACUGGCAAACCUUUGAUUGAAGGUAAGGCCAUUACUGGUUUUACUGACAUUGGUGAAGUCGUUCUUAAUGUCGAUAAAAUAAUGAAGGAUAAAGGAUUGCUAUCAGUCGAAGACAUUGCUAAGAAAUAUGGUGCGAAGUACUUGGCUCCAAUAGGCCCAUGGGAUGAUUUUUCCAUCACAGAUGGCAAGUUGGUUACUGGUGUUAACCCAGCUUCUGCUCAUUCUACUGCACAGAGGGCAAUUGAUGCACUAAACUAA
Molecule: messenger RNA, 711 nt
Organism: Nakaseomyces glabratus
Lineage: Eukaryota; Fungi; Ascomycota; Saccharomycetes; Saccharomycetales; Saccharomycetaceae
Gene: HSP31
Product: HSP31
Cellular component (GO): cytoplasm
Molecular function (GO): glyoxalase III activity
Source: RefSeq, a predicted model, not a curated record